CCUAGUGUCCUUCCUGUGUUGAUCCCGCGUCCUCAGUAAAGUCACUCGGAGGCCAUUACCCUGCAACCAUUUUCUUUUCUUUCAUACCUAGAUCAAUAACCAUUUCAAUACAUCCAUAGUCUAUCCCUGCAAGUUGAUUAAGCGCUUGUUGGAUACGUGCAAAUUUAUAGAGCGCGAGGGAAGUGCACCUCUCCACGAAAACCCUUCGGAUAAUUUCGGCUGGAUUCGUGCGCCGCUGUUUUGAAAUGGACGCGACUGAACCGGUGGCGGACGCGUCCGAGAGCGCGUCUGCAGGAGCGGCUGUAGGUUCGGAUACCGAAUCGGAGGCCGAAGUCACUACGAUGACUGUGAUGGGAGACGCGGGAAACAUCGACAUAGCCGAAUCUCUUCCGAACCCGGACGACACCGAAUCGGCGUUUGCGGAGAUCACUGCAGUCACUGUUGGCGAUGUUCAAAGCACAGAUGACACUGUAUUUACAUCCACUGCAGCAUCCAUCCGUGAACACAUGCUCACUGGCAGAACCACACUUCAGAUCGCAGACAGUCUGAGUACACAGAAGGCCACACUGAUCGUAGUGCACACAGAUGGGAGUAUCGUAGACGCCACAGGACUGAAGAGCACCGCAACACCAAUGACACCUGGUCCUCAGACCCCGUCCACUCCUCUGUCGUCAGGACAUGAUAAGGACGUCUCUAAGUAUAACUGGGAUCCGUCAGUUUAUGACAAUGAGCUUCCCGUGCGCUGCAGGAACACCAGCGGUGUUCUCUACAAAAACAGACUGGGCUCAGGAGGCAAAGGGCGCUGCAUCAAACACAACAAUAACUGGUACACUCCGACGGAGUUUGAGGGAAUGUCGGGCAGAGCGAGCAGCAAAGACUGGAAGAGAAGCAUCCGCUAUGCUGGCCGACCUCUACAGUGUCUUAUUCAGGAGCGAAUUCUGGUCCCUCAUGCGGCGUCUUGUACCUGUGCGGCCUGCUGUGAUGAUCUAUCUACAUGUACCAAGGAUGGAUCUUUUGGAGAGGAGAACAUCACCAUGACGGGCCCCGUCAGGCUGUUUGUCCCUUAUAAAAGAAGGAAGAAAGACGGUGAUCGCCCAGCAUCACCUGAGAAGAAGGAAGUUCAGACACCAAAGAACAUCACCCUGGCUCCAGGGGCAACGUUUACAGUGACUCCAUCCGGACAGAUCACCACAUCAGACACACUGACCUUUGACCGAACGGCGACAGGGGAGACCACGGCCAUCAUCUCCGACAGCCCUGCGCCUGCUGACGUUUUCACCAAUACAGCUGUGUUGACCACACUCCCUGCACUGGCGGUGGUCCCUCAGCAGGUGGUGCAGUCUAAACCUCCACCAGUGGGUGCGCUGAUGAACAGGCUGGAGACAGGUGAGCAGCGCUCGUGGAUUUACCUGGAGGAGAUGGCCAACACACUGCUCGGUAACGUCCAACAACUCAAAAUCCUGAUCGCACAAGCCAAACAGGCCAAUCAGAACGGACAGCACACUAUCAGUCCAGAGAAAAACAACAGCGUCCGGAAAGAGUCCUUUCAGAGUCAACUGUCACUCAGUGAAGAAACUGAUGGCAAAAUCACUGAAAUUAUCAUUAAGCACACAUGUAUGAACUGUGGCAGAGAGGCGUUGAGUGAAUGCACGGGUUGCCACAAAGUCCAUUACUGCUCUGGGUUCUGUCAACGGAAGGACUGGAAAGAACAUCAGUUGAGCUGCUGCCAGCCGAGCGUGGCCGUCAGCAUCCAGGAAGAAACUCAGAUAGCCAGUAUGGAAGUGGAGAAAGGGAAGGCGUAGUGCUCCACACCACUGGAUUCCAUCCCCCAUAUUGCACUGUAUGAAGUUUAGAUCGCUGAUUCUUUCCGUUCAUAUGUUUUAGUUUAGCUAUAAAGUCGCAUAGUAGCAGCUUCCUCACCUUGAACAGCACGCUUUGUCAGUGACAACAAUCCUUAAAGGAAAAGUUCACCCAAAAUGAAAAUACUGUCAUCACUUACUCACCCUCAUGUUGUUCCAAACUCGCAUGGCUUUUUUAGUAGAUGUUGCUCUUUUCCACAACAAUGAAAGUGAAUGGCUCCAAAAAAAAAAGAAAAAAGAAAAAGCACAAUUUAAGUAUCACAUGACUCAUGCGCUAUAUUCCAGUUGUUCUGAAGCCAAACGAUACCUUUGUGUGAGGAACAGACUCAAAUUUAAGAAGACUUCAAAAACAGUGCAUGAGCCUUUAGGAAUACUUUUAUGUUUUGAGUUUUUUUUUUUUUUUUUUAAGCCUUUUUAAAGCUUGACAGCCCCUGGUCACAUUAUCAUUUCAUUUUGUGGAAAAGAGCAGCUUGUAGAUUCUUCAAAAUAUCUUAUGUUGUGUUCCUAUUCCUUUAACCGGACAGUGCUAUAAUAUCAGAAACUCAAUCUAAUGAAGGAUUACAUUUUUACAAUAUUUUUGAAACAAAACAGAAAUAAAUGGAAAAAAAAAAAAACUGAGCUUUUGUGCCUCUUUAUUCCAUGGGUUUUGAGGACACACAGACACACACAUUAUCAUGAUAAGCAUUUUUUAAUAGCUAUGGCACACUGCAGAGAUUAGCUGAGCUUUACCCUGUAAGAGCUGUGAACUGUCACACAGCUGACCUCAUCUGAAAUAAUCCAGGUCUGACCGCACUGCAAUGCUAACCUGAACACACACUAGAAAAGGGGAAACGACCUUACCAGCCUACAAAUUCAGAAUUCACUGUUUUCUAUAUGUGUUUCCUAAAAUCUGUUAACGUAAAUGGAUCCUAUCAUACACUAUUUACUACACAUUUUCCACCCUAUGUUCCAUUUCUGGGCCAUUUAUUUUGCAACUGUAACUUUAAGAUCUCGUUAACAUUUUACAAUAAGGUUCGAAUCGUUAAGAUAAGUAAAUGCAUUAGGUAUCAUGAACUUAAAAUGAAUAUUAUAUUUUUGCAGCAUUUAUUAAAGGGAUAGUUCAACCAAAAAUGAUUUACUCACCCCUGUGUUGUUAUAACCCUAUAUGACUUUCUUCUUCUUAACGCUCCUGUGUGUGUUCAUGAUAGGGCAUGUGAGCAACAGUUCACACAGCACCUUUGUGACAUUGGGGUGUUCAAUCAAAAACUCAUUUGUUUAUCUAAAAACAGGUCCUCCACAGCGAUAGCAACAAAAGAACACAACACAGCUGCACACAAAACAGAGAACAGAACUUACUAAACAUGUCUGAAGAGUUUGUAGUUGAAGAAUUGAUGCGUUUCUAUGCCCAGCCUUAUUUUUAUUUUAUUUAUUUUUUUGACGUUUUUGGACCAGUACCAGUUCACAGGGGACAGAGUUACGAUGUUAUUUUAUGAUCGAUAGAAUAUACCGUCUCUCGUCACUGCUGGUUAGGACAAAAAGUCUGAUUACCAUAGAAAAUAUACCUUUUAUCACAUGUCGUUUGCUGUCAGAUU
Molecule: messenger RNA, 3430 nt
Organism: Myxocyprinus asiaticus (Chinese sucker)
Lineage: Eukaryota; Metazoa; Chordata; Actinopteri; Cypriniformes; Catostomidae
Gene: deaf1
Product: DEAF1 transcription factor
Exons: 13
Coding region: 246-1802 (518 amino acids)
Biological process (GO): regulation of transcription by RNA polymerase II
Cellular component (GO): nucleus
Molecular function (GO): DNA-binding transcription factor activity, RNA polymerase II-specific; DNA binding
Source: RefSeq, a predicted model, not a curated record